AUGUCUGAGAAGGAAGGGGAAUAUGACCGGCUGGAACCAGUUGCAGCCGAAGCCACGAAAGUAAUGCAACAAAUCAGUGAAACAGAAGUCUGGAGUACGUCUGUCCUUCCAAGUCAGGAAAAGCUUGAAGGCCUCAACUGGGCAGCCGGUCAACUGUUGACUGCAGCUGGCAUUCUCGAAGUCACCUUGAGUCUGUUUAAACACUUUAAAGAUGAAAUUGGAAAGAGCCCAUUCGAAGGAGAUUCGGAGAGUGCUCGGCAGAUGCUUGCCUCAGCAAAUCGGCGUUGGGAUGGCCUAAUAGAGGCCAUAAAUCACCGAAGACACCGUCUGCAAACGGUACUGAUGAGUCUGGGUGAAUUCGACACCGCGCUGGACUCGUUGAUUCAGUGGAUCCAAGUGACGCAGGCGUCUGUCGACAGUAUCCCCGUGUCACGAGGAGACACCAGAUCGCUUGAGUUCGAACUUGCGAGGACCAAGGUGGUUCAAGCGAGCGUUGCCAAACGACAGAUUGACGUGGCUAGGCUGAACCAGGAAGCCAAACGUCUUGGUUUGGAUGAACCUUCUUCCGUUGGCACUGACACCAGUCUUGACCAGGUGAAUGAGAAGCGAAUUCCGCGGCUUAGACAAUUAAAUUCUUCCUGGGAAGGACUGAAGAGAUCUGUCAAGGAAAAAAAUCUUCAACUUGAAGAAGCCAUUAGAGAGGCCCAGAAGUUCUACAGUCAACUGGAUGAACUCAGACGUGACUGCCAUGUCCUUGAGGGUCACAUCCCCACUUCCGGCACUCGCGUUAUGGGUGGUCUUCCAGACAGUGCGAAACAGAAACUUGGUCAAUUUAUGCGAGCCUACAAUGCCAUCGAAAACCUAGGAAAUCAGGUUGACGAACUCCGCUGCUCCUCAGCUGGUCUCUUGGCCUCUGCAGAGCCCACCGGUACGCGGAAACGCCUCUCAACCCAGUUAGAUCGCUUGGGCAACCGACAGGCGGACCUGCAG
Molecule: messenger RNA, 990 nt
Organism: Dibothriocephalus latus
Lineage: Eukaryota; Metazoa; Platyhelminthes; Cestoda; Diphyllobothriidea; Diphyllobothriidae
Source: the annotation of a GenBank genome assembly